AUGAAACCUCAACAAAAACCCAAGCAGUGUGGACUUUUCACCGAACAACGUGGUGUACUGCGAGGAUGCGUCGAUCGACUGUUGUUAUUCGGUCUCGACGACGAUGUUCGAAACGUAUUAUCUACCUACAACAGUCAGCGAGUAUGCAGAGAAACGAACCGCAAAAUUCUACGUCUCUACCCACUGAGUACCGACAGUGAUGUGCUUAACGACGUUAAAUUAUCAACGCUUUAUCGAUAA
Molecule: messenger RNA, 240 nt
Organism: Cooperia oncophora
Lineage: Eukaryota; Metazoa; Nematoda; Chromadorea; Rhabditida; Trichostrongylidae
Source: the annotation of a GenBank genome assembly